Dimorphilus gyrociliatus is the source of this 3715-nucleotide messenger RNA. NCBI's taxonomy places the organism in Eukaryota, Metazoa, Annelida, Polychaeta, Dinophilidae. The record is from the annotation of a GenBank genome assembly.
CAUGUCGGAGCCAGAGGAUAGGCCCCCCUCUCAAGUCGGCAACGUUGUCAGCCAAGUUACAGUUAAAGCACUUCAAGAAAUGGAUACUGGCGAUAUGGCUAAACGUAAUCCGAAACCUCCUUCUAGACCGCCUUCGCAAGGUUCCAGACGAUCUUCAGCCAGAGGAUCUAAACCUGCCUCACCCAGUUUGGAAAUUGUGGGAUCUAGACCAGGAUCUGCUACUCAAAGAGAUGAAGAUCGUCCAGCUUCUAUAGCCCAAGGAGCUUCUAGACCUGACUCAGCCGUAAAAGGAAGUUCUAGACCUGGAUCAGCUGUGAAACGUGAGUCAAGACCAGGAUCAGCUGUAAAAGGUGGCUCAAGACCUGCGUCUGGUGUAAAGCCUCCCUCACGACCUGGUUCUGCAACAAGAGCUGGAUCAAGACCGACUUCAGCUGCCCCAGAAGGAUCGAAACCAGCUUCAGCUGCAAAGGCUGGUUCUAGACCACCAUCUGAGACUGGACCGAUACCUCUAUCGAAUUCCAGACCAACAUCAGCUGUAGGCAGAGACUCCAGACCAGUAUCAGCUGCGGGAAAAGAAUCCAGGCCUUCUUCGGCCGUAGGCAAAGAUUCAAGACCAACUUCAGCUACCGUUAAAAAUUCGAGACCUGGCUCUGCAACAGCUGAAAAAGCAAAAACAACAGAAGAAACGAAACAGCCAUCACCCUCUGGGUCCAGGCCUAUGUCUCGUCAAGCACCAAUUGGUGCAGCAGAAGAAGAGCAAGUAGACAAACCUGCAUCUAGACCCAAUUCCCCAGCGCAAAUUGAGGGACAGAAUAGACCAGUAUCUGUUAAAGGAUCGCGACCAACAUCUGCUCCCGCUGAAGAUAAAGAUAAACCAAUCGAAGAAAGAACUCAAGAUCCUGCAGAUGAGCCUACAGAACCUGUUUUAACAACAGAUCCGAUGGAUAGACUGGAUUUUCUUGAAACAUCUCCUAUUCGUGAUAGUCCUUUGGAUGAUUCAAGACAGAGAGGUGAUGGAGGAGAUGGUGGCGACGGCGGUGAUGAUGGUGAUGACGAUCAUGAUGAGCACGAUGAUAUGUACGAGAUUGAAGAUGAAGAACAAAUGAUGGCUGAAGAAGAUGAGGAGCAGGAAAUGGUUGUGCUUGACCCAGAUCACCCAUUGAUGGUCCGAUUCCAAAAAGCCUUGAACAAGCACUUAAAUCAAGUUAAUGAUAGACUUACUUUGGAACUUCGAGAAUUGGAAGAGUCUGUUAAGAAGAAUACAGUUGAAAGAGAGGAUCUUGGUGUAGAUUUGUACGGUGUACAGCAGGAAUUAGCUAAAUAUCAAACUCUCUUAGAAAAAUAUCAUGAUGAACAAGCAGAGAAAAGGAAUGAACAAUUACGUUUAGAACAGAAUUUAGACGAAGUUCGCAGAGUAUAUAGUAGAAAACAAACAGAACUCAAUAUGGAAAGAUCCAGAUGUAGUAAAUUAUUAAGCGAAGUAGAAAACUUGGCUCUUAAAACUCAUUACAUGGAAGAAGCCAAAAGAGAUAUGCGAGGAGAUUUGGCAGUUAUGAAAAGGGCCGCUGAAAAAGCGGACACAGAAGUUUCUAAGGCAGAAGUUGAGAAACAAAAGCAAGAUCUGUAUGUGAAUAGAUUAAUUGAAAGAGCCGAUCGUUUGAGGGAAGACAUUGCACUUUUUGAAGCUCAAAUAUCAGCUCAAAACGAAGAGACCAAAGCGGCUAGAACAACUUUAGGUGAAGCUCAAAUGGAAAUUGAAACGAUAAAUAUGGAAAAGAAACAGCUUUUUCAACAAUGGAAUAGUAGCUUAAUAGGAAUGCGAAGAAGAGACGAAGCUCAUGCUGCAAUGUUACAAGCUUUAAAGGAACAGGAACAACGUGUUCUUACUCUUAAUACGGAAAUAGAAGCCUAUAAGAGAAGUAUUUCCAAGGAACAAGAGAAGAAUGAAAAGCUUACUUUGAUACUAAAUAAGACGGAAACGGAUGUUAACACUGUUAGAAAAGCAAUGGCCCAAUGUGCUAAAAAGUACAAUGACGCCAAACACGAAUAUUCAACUAGACAACGCCUCUUAUUCGAAACUGAACAGAGUUUAAACAAAGCUAUUACUGAUAAAACUCUAAAAGCUAACGAAGUCGAAGCCAUACGUAAGCAAAUUGAAAGAGAAUACGCGGAAAAGGUUAAGGUUGAAGAUGAAAUUUUGGAGAAGAUAAGAUCUCAAAUGACUAUGGAUAAGGCUGCAAAAUAUACUUAUAAAAUGACACAUAAAUUGAGAUCCAUUACAAGGGAACUAGAAAGUACAAAGGCGAAAAUUGAAAACGAUAUUUCCAAGAGUUCGUCAAAGGUCUUUGAUGUUCAGACAAGAAUCGACGGACUGAAAGGAAUCUUGGAAGAAUUGGAUAAGGAAGUUAAACAGAGAAAUGAAACCAUAUCAAAGAGUGAGGUUGAUAUGAACAAGAAGAAUGCUCUUGUUGAAAGAAAGCAACAGACAAUCGAUCUCUUCAAUAAGAAAUUAGAGCAAAUGAUUGAAGCUGCCGGAGGUGUUGAGCUAGGACCAUUGGAAAUUCAAAUAAACUCUCUUACUAAAUCCAUUGAUAGUAUGCAAGCAGAAUUGGCUGAUUUACAACAGAUUUGGCUGAGAGAUCAAUCGCAAUUAGUAAGAUUAGCAACUGAAAAGGAUAGUCAAUCAUCAGAUAUUGAAAAAUUAAAGAAACAACUAACAAUUCUAAGCCAGAAGAAGAUUAGAAUUGAAAGUGAUAUUAACAGACAAUUGUCUCUCAUAGCCGAUUACGAAAGACAGAUAAGAAACAUGCAAAAUGAUAUGAUAAAAUUAAAUACUCUUGUUCAUAGAGAAAAGAGUUUAGAAGAACGCUUGAAUGCUGAUAAUUCAUUAUCGGAAAAUGAUUUCAUCUCUAAGCUAAGAGAAGCGGAGCGUGAAUCAAUUGAAAUGCAAGAAAAAAUGGACAAUCUAAAAGAGGAAAAGGAAAGAUUAUUAAAUAGCUUAAUAGAAGCUGAACGUCAAAUUAUGCUCUGGGAGAAAAAAACUCAAUUAGCUAAAGAAACGAGAGCUGCUGUUGAUUCUGAAGUGGGUCAAGGCGAAAUCAAAGCGAUGAAGAGUGAAAUUCAUAGAAUGCAAGUUCGAUAUUCGCAAUUGAUGAGGCAACAAGAAAAAAUGAUUCAAGAAAUGGAAAAAGCUGUUUCAAGAAGAGAUACAAUUGUAACUAGGGGAGAUGCGCAGUCAAAAAUGAAUAAGAAAACAAUUACUAAGGGAACCUUUCAUAGAAAUCUUGCUCAAUUAAGGCAAAAGAUUAAGCAAACAAUUCAGGAAGCCACUGAAUGCGAUAAACAAAUAUCUGAACUGAAGAGAGAUCAAGAACAACUAACAAAUCAACUGGAGGAUAAACAAUUGAAUGUUCAUCAACUGAAACAAGUUUGUGAACAGAUAGAAAUUGAUAUCGAUCAGCUAAGAGAUACUAAGGCAGCAAACAAAUUUGACCUAUUAAGUAAACAGCAAAAAACAAAAUGGCUAAAUCAGCUAAAAGAAGGAAAGUACAAUAGAUUUUGCAGAGAUCAGGAAGCUGUAGAUAUAGAAUUAAGUAAACAAAUGGAAAGAACACAAGCUCUAGCUGCUAUCGUUGAUAGGUUAAAUCAAGAAUUUCCACAAUCUCAAAUAUCUUUAAGAAGGGUUACAUUAGCUUUGAGACAGCAUACUUCAUAA